This is a messenger RNA of Cyprinodon tularosa, 998 nucleotides long. It is a transcript of the gene wasf1, whose product is annotated as WASP family member 1. Gene Ontology annotation, cellular component: cytoskeleton; lamellipodium; SCAR complex. NCBI's taxonomy places the organism in Eukaryota, Metazoa, Chordata, Actinopteri, Cyprinodontiformes, Cyprinodontidae. The record is from RefSeq and is a predicted model, not a curated record. Gene Ontology annotation, molecular function: protein kinase A regulatory subunit binding; Arp2/3 complex binding. The transcript has 4 exons. The coding region runs from base 471 to 983 and encodes 170 amino acids. Gene Ontology annotation, biological process: positive regulation of Arp2/3 complex-mediated actin nucleation; actin cytoskeleton organization.
AGCGAGCCUCCCACGAUCACACAUCAGCAUGGGACGCUGCCUCGCGCCCCAACAAUGGAGUGGCUCAUACCAUCAUCGCUGAUUGUUGCGGGGACAUUCUUCCCAAACAAACCAAACGCAACUCCGCUUUUUUAGCCGUGAAAGCCUCGUCGCUCCGGAAUAACCCCCCCAAAAAAGGGAUCAAGUUGAAAUAUUUGCCGUCAGUUGACUUGGAAAACAUUUAAUCUCAGCUUUGUCAAGAUCUAUUCAAAGAAACCCUUUGCAGAAAAAAGAAAAAAGUGGCUGGAUUGUUCUGCGCCGCUGCCGCCUCCUCCAGCAGGAGCGCAUUUGAUAUCAGAGACGGUGCAGCCAUGGAUCUGACCCGGGGAUUUAAACGCUUGGAUUCAGUGGCGCGCUGUGCGUCUCUGUGAGGAUGGAAAGGAAAUAACCGGGAAUUUAACCAACAUACCAGGCAGUGUUGCAGCAAAAGGAUGCCGCUGGUUAAGCGCACCAUCGAGCCCAGGCACUUGUGCCACACGGUACUGCCUAGGAACAUCAAGAAUGAGCUGGAAUGUGUGACCAACAUCUCCUUGGCCAGUGUCAUUCGCCAGCUCAGCAGCCUCAGUAAAUAUGCAGAGGACCUUUUUGGAGAGCUGUUCAAUGAAGCCCACUCCUUCUCUUUCCGGGUCAACUCCCUGCAGGAGAGGGUGGACCGACUCUCCAUCAGCGUCACACAACUGGACCCCAAAGAAGAAGAAUUGUCUCUUCAGGACAUCACCAUGAGGAAGGCCUUCAGGAGUUCUACCAUUCAGGACCAGCAGCUGUUUGACCGCUCAUCCCUCCCGGUCCCUCUGCAGGAAAGCCUCCAGACCUGCGAGGAGCCGCCUCCUCUUAACAUCCUCACGCCCUACAGGUCUGAAAACUGUUGUUUCAUGCAAAAACGUACGGUGGACCUUAAGUGCGAACCACAUCAACAAAUCAUUAAUCACAACUCCAAAUUUUGAAAAAAAAAACGUAAC